Messenger RNA from Gallus gallus (chicken), 906 nucleotides. Its product is annotated as olfactory receptor 5B21-like. The transcript is spliced from 3 exons. Gene Ontology annotation, cellular component: membrane. Gene Ontology annotation, molecular function: G protein-coupled receptor activity; olfactory receptor activity. Lineage: Eukaryota; Metazoa; Chordata; Aves; Galliformes; Phasianidae. Bases 1 to 906 code for a protein of 301 amino acids. Gene Ontology annotation, biological process: G protein-coupled receptor signaling pathway. The record is from RefSeq and is a predicted model, not a curated record.
AUGUCACGGGCCCCAGGCAUCCAGAUGUACCGGCUGACAGCUCUGCCCACAGCAAGGGAGUUGGAACUGGAUGGAACUGGACUCCUUGACCAGGAACCACAGAUGCCCAACAGCAGCUCCAUCAGCGAGUUCCUCCUCCUGGCGUUGGCAGACACGCGGCAGCUGCAGCUCCUGCACUUCUGGCUCUUGCUGGGCAUCUACCUGGCUGCCCUCCUGGGCAACGGCCUCAUCAGCACUGCCGUAGCCUGCGACCACCGCCUGCACACCCCCAUGUACUUCUUCCUCCUCAACCUCGCCCUCCUCGACCUGGGCUGCAUCUCCACCACUCUCCCCAAAGCCAUGGCCAAUGCCCUCUGGCACACCAGGGCCAUCUCCUACGCAGGAUGUGCUGCACAGGUCUUUUUCUUUGUCUUCUUCAUCUUGGCAGAAUAUUAUCUUCUCAUGGUCAUGGCUUAUGACCGCUAUGUUGCCAUCUGCAAGCCCCUGCACUACGGGAUCCUGUUAAGCUUUAGAGCUUGUGCCACCAUGGCAGCAGCUGCCUGGGGCAUUGGGCUUCUCUAUUCCCUGCUGCACACUGCCAAUACAUUUUCCCUGCCUCUGUGCCAAGGCAAUGCUGUGGAUCAGUUCUUCUGUGAAAUCCCCCAGAUCCUCAAGCUCUCCUGCUCAGAUGCCUACUACAGGGAAGCUGGGCUUAUCAUGUCCCCCACUAUCUUCUCCCCAUCCCUGGACCUGGUGGUGUCUGUUCUGUAUUCGGUGGUGCCUCCAGCACUGAACCCCCUCAUUUACGGCAUGAGGAACCAGGAGCUCAAGGGUGCUCUCAGGAAGAUACUCCAACAUGCCCUAUUUCACCAUCAGAAAGAUGUUCAUCAUGCUCUCAAGACUACAAAACAAUUAGGAAAAGCCUGA